AUGACCUCGCAAAUGGAUACAGACGAGCAAUCCAUAGUCCUCCCCUCUAGUACAACAUCCGGACUGACUUUGUCGCUGCAUCCCCUGCCGAUCCUCAAUAUUUCCGAACAUUUGACGAGACUAAAGCUUCAGACUCGAUCCAAUUCACCUUUCGUCCUCGGCGCAUUGCUAGGCACCCAGAACGGUCGAGAAGUCGAGAUUGUAAACACCUUCGAACUUGCCACAGAAGAGGGUCGCGAUGACCUUGUGUCUAGACGAGAUCAGUAUAAACAGGUGUUCCCCUCUUUAGAGUUCAUUGGAUGGUACACAGUAGCUCCUCUACCGACUUCUCGUCACAUCGCGUUACAUGAGCAGUUUACAGGGUACUGCUCGACGCCGCUCCUGCUUGUCCUACAACCCUCCACGAUAACUUCUUCAUCGUCUGAUAUCACUGGGCAAACCCUUCCUUUCAAGGCUUAUGAGCCCACCAUCGAAAUAAGGGAUAAGAAAACACGUUCCGUGUUCAUAGAGGCACCAUAUAAGGUAGAGACAGGUGAGGCCGAGCGUAUUGCUGUCGAUUGGACAGCCAAGGGUGGCGGUGGAAGUACCAGCCUUGAAUCUCAUAUUCAGUCUCAGCGGGCAGCAGUCAAAAUGUUACAUGAGCGAAUAUUGGUUCUUGUACAGUAUGUGACAAACGUGAUCGCAGGUCAAAUUCCCACAGAUCAUACAACUCUUCGAUCUUUGUCUGCCUUAAUUGCCUCGUUACCGGCCAGUGAGAAUAAGGGCUUCCGCGACGAAUUCAACACUGAGUAUGAAGACGUCCAACUGACUGCGUUUCUCUCAUCGCUUACGAAAUCGACAAACAUUUUGAAUGACCUUGUCGACAAGCACCUUGUACUCAUAGGAGGAUCGCGGGACGAUCGCACUCUAACUGUAAGGAGGAGGGGGAUGGGAAGACAAGGGACGAUGCCAGGGGAUUGGGCGAUGCACCCUUAG
This is a messenger RNA of Suillus subalutaceus, 975 nucleotides long. RefSeq names its product maintenance of mitochondrial structure and function-domain-containing protein. Gene Ontology annotation, biological process: protein deneddylation. The transcript is spliced from 10 exons. The record is from RefSeq and is a predicted model, not a curated record. Gene Ontology annotation, molecular function: metallopeptidase activity; protein binding. Gene Ontology annotation, cellular component: COP9 signalosome. NCBI's taxonomy places the organism in Eukaryota, Fungi, Basidiomycota, Agaricomycetes, Boletales, Suillaceae. Bases 1 to 975 code for a protein of 324 amino acids.